Molecule: messenger RNA, 1567 nt
Organism: Suillus clintonianus
Lineage: Eukaryota; Fungi; Basidiomycota; Agaricomycetes; Boletales; Suillaceae
Exons: 3
Coding region: 196-1506 (436 amino acids)
Source: RefSeq, a predicted model, not a curated record
UGAAAACUGUGGGUCAAAGGAACAGCUGCGUCCACCAAGCGUCCACCUAAGCGUCCACAUCCACGAAAGCGUCCAAGGUCCACAUCUAUCGCGUAUAAAAACACCAUCAAUUCGUCUUCAUGGAGUACCUCACUAGCCUCCUCUUUCCCUACUUUUCUCUGUGCCGCCUGCUUUUCUCACUUUUGUCUGUUAAUCAUGUCGAGCUCAGAAACAGCUACUGUCACGGGCCGUUCACAGUAUCCUGUAACGGGCGUCGAUGUACUCGACGCCGCCAAGGCAGAUACUCGUAGAUACGGCACUUUUUUCCCCUGUCAAAUUCCAGAGGGGAUCUCGUUUGUGUAUCUCGAUGAGGAGGAUGACGAUGACGAUGGCAAUUACACCGAUUUCGAAUCCUCAUGGGAGUUUGCACCUGCAUCCGUGGCGUGUGCUGUAGACUUCAAACCCAGUGAUGAUAUUCAGUCUCAGGCUCAGGAAAUCGUCAAGAAAUAUCAAGAACAUUCCAAUGAAAUAACCGAGGCCCAGAGAAUCAUCCAGGACUACCUACAACGGCAUGACAAAAUCGAGGCCCAACAGACUGCAGAUGUCUGCCACCUCAACUGCGCCAAGGAACUUCCUAAAAUUCCGAAUCACAGGGAUUCGACAUACACCCUUGCCGAAACUGACGACGGACGUUCCACGAUUGAUCUUGAGAAGCGCCCCGAGCCAGCGAUUCAUCUGUUUCAUUACGACCUGGAAGGCGUAGCGCAGGCGCAACUUCAGGGAUUGGAAAUGAUCCAGGCUGGACACUCCACUCCUGGAGCCACGAUCCGUUGUCAACGUGCUGGAUGCAAAGAUGUCCUUCGCGAUCUUGAAGCACUCAAAUUUCAUUUGCACAUUCACAAUAUCGGCGAUACGUCCGAUUUCAUCACCACUUUCUCGGCGCACACCCAAAAGGCAAAGGAACGCGGACACUCUUCCACAGAGUCCACGCCACUUAAGAAAACCGCGAGAAAGGUUCAUAAUCGGUCCAAAUCGGUUGUGGACACGGGCACCACAUCGGGCCACUCAGACAGCACCCAUCCAGUGCGAAAGGUCCAUUCGAAGGAUCCUUGUUCACCCUCUCGCAGCCAAAAUCGCAGCCCCACUCGUAUCAACUCGAGUUCAUCUCAUACGCGAACCAAGCUCCCCAAUGAAUCGACUUCCCAAUCACGUGGGCGACGCAGCAACAGAGGCACUAUUCGCAGCGGACUCGGUGAGGCUGGGCAUAACGACAGUAUUGCGAUGGUCCUUUCCCGUCCUGCUUCGCCUGGGCAAAGUGCCCAAGAGGCGUUGGGUUCUGACAUGAACCUAACUCUUAAUUUUGUGAACAAAAUCAGCGUACUUUCCCCUCGUGCAAGUCCGACUUCGGCAGAAAAGGAGUUAUCUCGUGCUACGAGCCCAAGGCGAGCCUUCAGCCCUGCUAGAGCUCUUAGUCCCUUCGGAGAUCGUCUUCGACGGGUGCUGUCAUUCGGAUGCCUGAAUGAAUGAAUGAAUAGCUCAUGUAAAACAUAUCUAGUUUCCUCAACUCAUCUCCAAUUGUUUCUACUGU